CAACUGCCAUAACCACCACAAUCUUCAAAUGCAUUCCUCACCAAUUUCAUCCCCAAAUCCAACUCCAAUCGGUGGAAAAAUUCACAUAAAUUCCAACAAAAGCAUACAGCCUUUUGCUAGAGCUCAAUUCCCACCUUCAAUCCUCGCAGUUUCUCGCAGAAAUUGUCUCAAAAAUGUCGUUUUUUGCAAAAGAAACAGAACUUGUGUGAGAAAUUCCUCCAAUCGAGAAGAGGAAGCCCAAAUUUCUCAAGAAAAAGGAGCUCGCGAUAAUGACGGCGGUGGCCGCUCAACUAGCUUGCUGUCUUUUCUUUGCCCCUUGCUUAAGCUCUUCGCUGCAGGGGAUCCGUCUGCAGAGAGAAACUAUCUACUAGAGGAGGCUACAUCUUCGUUAUCUACUAUAGCAAGGUUUCCGUGGGGUUCUAAAUCACUAUCCGACGGUUUAAACAACGAACAAAGAGCAGAUCCUCCACUGCCUCUCCAAUUAUAUGAAUUUGAGGCAUGCCCAUUCUGUAGAAGGGUUCGUGAGGCCAUUACUGAGCUAGAUCUCUCCGUAGAGAUCUUUCCAUGCCCAAAAGGGUCAGUAAGACAUAGGGCAACAGUCAGACAACUUGGUGGCAGGGAACAGUUUCCCUUCCUCAUUGACCCGAACACCGGAGUUUCUAUCUAUGAAAGCAGUGACAUUGUUAAAUACUUAUUUCAGCAAUAUGGAGGAAAUAGGAGUCCGUCAUUUGGAAUCUUGGAGAGCACACUGCUCACAGGUUGGGUACCGACACUACUUCGAGCAGGCAGAGGAAUGACGUUGUGGGAAAAUUCAGUAAAACAAUCGCCUCCCCAAAAACUGGAGCUCUUCUCAUAUGAAAACAACCCUUAUGCUCGAAUUGUUCGUGAAGCACUUUGUGAACUGGAACUUCCUUAUAUUCUUCGGAGCGUGGGUGAAGGGUCUAUACGGGAAAGAAUGCUCAACGAGAUGUCCGGAUCAAAAGAGGUACCUUACCUUGUUGAUCACAACACCGGCAUGGAAAUCAGAGAUUACAAGAAGAUCAUUUCGUACUUGUUUGAAACGUAUAGUUCGAAGAGAGUUCCUGCAUAUCUCCAGCAGUGAGUUCUGCCAUUGAAGGAACUUUGUGCAGCAUGAUUCCAUUAUUUAUUUAGGUAUGUGUAUCUUCCAUUAGUAAUUUGAGAUGUUGUGAAGGUUCACAUUGUAAGUGGUUUAGUUGAGGAACACUUCGGUGUUUUGUAUUCGAUUUAUGAGGAGGAACAUUGUGGUGUUUGUCCCUAGACCUUCUAGUUAACAUAUAAAGCUGAAAACAUGCUAGUUGAUCCAA
Molecule: messenger RNA, 1325 nt
Organism: Salvia hispanica
Lineage: Eukaryota; Viridiplantae; Streptophyta; Magnoliopsida; Lamiales; Lamiaceae
Source: RefSeq, a predicted model, not a curated record